AUGUUUGGAUUUCAAACACUCGCCUGUCUACACGACAUUCCAGUUGUUCGUUCAUCAACUGAUAAACUUCAAGAUGUAUAUGCUAAAGCUAAAACUAGAAGUGUGCUCAUUCGACUUCCAUGCAACUUAGCUGAAACAGUUGCUGAUAAAUCAUUGAAAAUCGCGACAACUGUUGCUAUUCCUAUAAUGAAACCAUUCCAAGGGCCAGUACGCGUUAUUGACGAUUUUACUGCUGAAAAACUUCGUCAAAUCGAAGCCAAAUAUCCUGUUAUUAAAUCGACACCUGAACAAGUGCUCAAUACGUUAAAUGAGAAAACUGAACCUGUUCGUAAUGCAAUGACUUCUGUUAAGGAAACGACUACAUCUACUAUUCAACAUGGCAAGGAAACAGUUUCUAACGUAGCAAAUGCAACAGUAAACAAAGCAACUAAUGUUGCUGACAGUGUGUAUACAUUUUGUGAAACUCACGUUCCAGGAAAAACAAUUCCCGUUCCUCGCCAAGAUUUCGGCCAGCGAACAAUACUUUUAUGGGAACGAAUUAAAUCAACUAUCAGUUCACAAACUGAUUUUCUUUAUCGAUCAAUUGUAUUUCUUUUAACAUGGUAUCGCAUGUUCAUUGUCUCGUUUCUACUCAAAAUUAAACAAACAAAUGACUUUGUGUUGAAUAAAAUUCAACGAAAACCAUUCGUGUUCAUCUUUCCACAACGAUUCUUUAUUCGUAUGGGCGUCAUUUUGGAAUAUUUUGUCGAACGACUUCGAUCGGAAAACUCAACAGAACGCAAACAACCAUCAUCAACUCGAUCUGUUCAGCAAAAACAAUUCGCUAGUCGUAGACAAACCUUGAAACCCGGUGCACUUCUUACAACUCGUCAAAGCGUGAUUGUGACCAAGGAAGAAGUAUCGAUAACUCGUAAUGGUACAACUCAGUCAAUACAUGACAAGGACCAACUUUAUCCUUCUUUGAAUAUCGAUGAAAUCGAACCUGUGUGCGGUACUGAUAUCGAUAAACUACAUGCUAAACUUAAUCCAACUGAUGUUGAACUUCUCUACAGUCGUUUACCAACAGAUAUUAUACCAGCAGAAGAUAAUCUUGGAUCGUUAACUGAUGAUCAACGAGCUCUCCAUGCCAAACUUCUUGGUGCUGAUUUAGAACGAGAAGAACAAGAUGAUGAUAUUGAUGAAGAUUAUGAUGAUUAA
Molecule: messenger RNA, 1197 nt
Organism: Adineta ricciae
Lineage: Eukaryota; Metazoa; Rotifera; Eurotatoria; Adinetida; Adinetidae
Source: the annotation of a GenBank genome assembly